UCCGUAUUGAGACGUCUAUCAGUUCCCCGUCCACGCACGUCAGUUACCGUCGAUGCGCACGCUGCGGUGCCUCAUCAUGCCCUGGUCCAUUCUCUCGUGCCCUUGCCUGUGCCCUCACAGGACCCGGGAAGCAACCCCAGUGCAGCAGCAUUGGCAAAUGCCACCAAGGCGGUGUUCGACGCCGUGAGGCAAUUCUUCGAGGACCGGUGGCAGCUGCUGCAGUCGCUGGAGGCCGCGGCAGCCCAGGGCGGGGACAAGGGCGACCCAGAGGCGGGCGAGGCUGCAGCUGCGGGCGCCGCGGCCGCAGUUCCCGGCGUGGCCGCGGGUGCCCUGCAGGGGGCCCUGCACGUCCUGGCUGGCAGGCUGGAGAGGACGCUGAGCCUGGCGCCGCAGACGGCCGCCGGUGAGGACGGCGAGACGUCCGCCGCCCACGCGAGGGCCUCCCGCGCGGUGGCGGUUCUGGCGGCGUACGUCGACGGCUUUGCGAGCCUUGCGGGUUGCAAUGCCAUGGCCUCUUCGGGAAGCUUGUGGCUGCAGGUGUGCAAGGGCUCCGACCAGUCCCAGGUGCUUCCCUGGGCCCUCCUGGUGGAGGUGAC
Messenger RNA from Prorocentrum cordatum, 596 nucleotides. The record is from the annotation of a GenBank genome assembly. NCBI's taxonomy places the organism in Eukaryota, Dinophyceae, Prorocentrales, Prorocentraceae.